AGGAGUGACGUGCGCACCCGGUCUUCCAUUAGCGGACGGCGGGAGGUUCGUUGAGCGCAUGCGUCCGGUGGCAGCCUAGGAAAAGGGGGCUGCUGGCGGGCCGAGCCGAAGACAUGGAGCAGGGCUACGGAGGCUAUGGGGCAUGGAGUGCUGGACCUGCCAACACCCAGGGUGCAUAUGGAACUAGUGUGGCCAGCUGGCAAGGUUAUGAAAACUACAAUUAUUAUGGUGCCCAGAACACCAGCGUCACCACAGGAGCAACCUACAGUUAUGGCCCAGCCUCGUGGGAGGCCACCAAGGCCAGCGAUGGCCUGGUGGCUGGGGGCCCUGCUAUGCAUAUGGCUUCUUAUGGCCCAGAGCCGUGCACCGACAAUACUGACUCGCUCAUUGCCAAGAUCAAUCAGCGUUUGGACAUGAUGUCUAAGGAAGGAGGCAGGGGCGGGAGCAGCAGCGGUGGGGAGGGCAUGCAGGACCGGGAGAGUUCUUUCCGCUUCCAGUCGUUCGAUUCCUAUGACUCCAGACCGUGCCUGCCAGAGCACAAUCCCUACCGCCCCAGCUACAGCUAUGACUAUGACUUUGAUCUGGGGCCUGACCGCAAUGGUGGCUUUGGCAGUCAGUACAGUGACUGCAGGGACCCUGCCCGUGAGCGCGGCUCCCUCGAUGGCUUCAUGCGCGGCCGGGGCCAGAGCCGCUUUCAGGAUCGGAGCAACCCCAGCACCUUCAUGCGAAGCGAGCCCUUCAUGCCCCCAUCUGCUGCCUCUGAGCCCCUGUCUGCUCCCUGGAGCGAGAUGAACUACACGGGUGGCCGGGGCCUGGGAGGCCCCUCCCCUAGCAGGCCCCUGCCUUCCCUCUUCUCCCAGUCCAUGGCCCCCAACUAUGGCAUGAUGGGCAUGCAGGGGGCGGGCAGUUAUGAAAACUCUGUGCCCUACGGAUGUGGCCAGUCACAGACCCGGAUAAGGGAUCGGCCCAGGUGGAGAGGGUUUGAUCGCUGUGGCCCAGACAGCAUGGGCAGGAAACGGAAGCAGUUGCAAAUCUACGAUGAGCCAGACAGCAAACAGGCCCGGGCUGACAGCGAAGGAGAUUUUUCUGAAAACGAUGAUGGAGCUGGUGACUUCCGGUCGGGAGAUGAAGAAUUCAGGGGUGAGGAUGAAUUCUUCGAUUCUGGAAGGCAGAGAGGAGAGAAGGACGAUGAGGAUGAUGAAAUGAAGAAAAGAAGGGAAAAGCAAAGGAGGAGAGACAGGAUGCGAGAUCGAGCAGCUGACAGGAUUCAGUUUGCUUGUUCUGUGUGCAAGUUUCGUAGCUUUGAAGAUGAAGAAAUCCAGAAGCAUUUGCAAAGUAAAUUUCACAAAGAAACAUUGCGGUUUAUAAGUACCAAGCUACCUGACAAGACGGUGGAAUUCCUCCAGGAAUACAUUGUAAACAGGAAUAAGAAGAUUGAGAAGCGGCGACAGGAACUGAUGGAGAAGGAAAGCGCAAAACCAAAACCAGACCCUUUCAAAGGGAUUGGCCAGGAGCACUUCUUCAAGAAGAUCGAGGCUGCUCACUGCCUGGCUUGUGACAUGCUGAUCCCUGCACAGCACCAGCUCCUCCAGCGGCAUCUGCACUCUGUCGACCACAAUCACAACCGCCGGUUGGCUGCUGAACAGUUCAAGAAAACAAGUCUCCAUGUGGCUAAGAGUGUUCUGAACAACAGACAUAUAGUGAAGAUGCUGGAAAAAUACCUCAAGGGUGAAGACCCUUUCACCAGUGAAGCCGUUGAUCCAGAAAUCGAAGGAGAUGACAAUUUAGGAGGUGAGGAUAAGGAAGAGACACCUGAGGAGGUGGCUGCAGAAGUCUUAGCUGAGGUGAUUACAGCAGCAGUGAAGGCAGUAGAAGGGGAAGGAGCGCCUGCUCCAGGAAGUAGUGAAAUGUUGGCUGAAGGGGAAGGCCCUGUGGACACAGCAGAGGUUCUUAGUCAUCCCCAUCCUGAACAGCUACUGGAAGCAAAGACACCUCGUGGAAUGGCAUCUGAGAAAGGUAAUGCUGUAGCAGAGGCUGGAGGUGACACCGCCCAGUCGGGAAGUGAGGCUGCUGAGGCUGGAAGUGAAGCUGCCGAGGCUGGAGGUAAAGCUGCCGAGGCCGGAGGUGAAGCUGCCAAGGCCGGAGGUGAAGCUGCCGAGGCCGGAGGUGAAGCUGCCGAGACUGGAGGUGAAGCUGCCGAGGCCGGAGGUGAAGCUGCCGAGGCCGGAGGUGAAGCUGCUGAGGCCAGAAGUGUAGCAGAGGCAGAAAGUGCCGUAACAGCCACUGCUCCUGCCCCAGCGGCCAUGGAAGCUGAAGUAGAACAGACUGAUGUGGAGUCCAAAGAUGUUAUUCCCAUAGAAUGAUCAUCCUCUCCUUGUUUCAAGGGGUGUGUUAUAUGAUGCAUUGCCCUUUCUUUGGUUUGUAAACAGUACUAAGGUGUAUGUUACUGGAAUAUUCUGAAAACUUACUUUGGUGAAGAGACCUAGCCAUUUAUUUCAGAAAAGUGUACCUCACAGGCUUGUCUUAUAGAGUUGGGUGGCUUUCUGCUUCGGUUUGAAGGCUGCAGAAGUUGUACAUUCCCCCCCAAGCAGCUGUGACCUCUCUGCACUGCAGUUGGAAUAAUAAAAGUUGGUAAUUAGAUUUCGAUGAUACUUUGCUUGUUAAAUACAGCUACUGGCUGGAUGCCCUUUUUUUAUUAUUUUGUCUGGGAGCAGCUCAUUACUAGGAUAUAUCUUUAUAAAGAUUUUUUUUAGAUUUCAAGAAUUUGCUUUGGCAUCAGUUUUUGACCCCUGCUUUUGUAGCCCACUGAAUGGUGUGUGAUCCUCACAAGAUGUAGCAGAAUCUUGUUAAUAUGCGAUGCUGGUUCUGUCACAUCAGUGAACUCUCAAAGGCCUGAUGAAUCUGACAUAUCUGCACCGUGGGAAGCACACCCACUUGCCCUUUAGAAAUGAGGAUACUUUUUGCCUAAGGCAUGUUCCCCAAUCUUGAGUCCUUGGUGAACCACCUUCACAAUUUUUUUUUACCUCAUUUGUGUUCCAUCUCUGCAUUACUUCAGAGUUUUUUCCUUCAAAUUGAGUUAUUUCCUCUUAAAUAUAUUUAAAAACAAAACUUGAUGUCAUUCUCAUGAGUGGAAAACCAAUAUAAAUUGCCAUAGAUGCUAUCUAUAAAAAAAUAAAUGUAAUGAACAUUUCAUUUUAGAUAAAUACUGUUCCUUUGGAGGUUUCUGAAUCUGUGAAAAAGGAAAGCUAGCAUGUGUUAAAGUGUAGCUAGCAACCAGUUAUACAUUCAUAUAAUCAAAAGAAUUGGAAGAUCCCUCCCUUUUGAAAUGAUAUUGCUAGGUCUGUUUCCCUGUAGACCUUUGAAAUGUCACAUUUGGGGAAGCACUGGCCAAUGGGAAAUGAUUUAAAAAGAGGUAGUAAAAAUAUUUGAUGAGCAUCUACUAUGUACCAGGUACUAAUUCAUGGGAGCCUUAUUGGAGAUGUGAGGUCAAUAUUUAUGAAGAAAGUCAAUUGUUAGAACUAAAAAAUAAACUUCGAUAACCAAGAAA
Messenger RNA from Pteropus alecto (black flying fox), 3547 nucleotides. RefSeq names its product A-kinase anchoring protein 8 (gene AKAP8). The record is from RefSeq and is a predicted model, not a curated record. NCBI's taxonomy places the organism in Eukaryota, Metazoa, Chordata, Mammalia, Chiroptera, Pteropodidae. Gene Ontology annotation, molecular function: protein kinase A regulatory subunit binding; DNA binding. Gene Ontology annotation, cellular component: nuclear matrix; nucleus. The transcript is spliced from 14 exons. Bases 114 to 2363 code for a protein of 749 amino acids.